Messenger RNA from Chenopodium quinoa (quinoa), 1569 nucleotides. Its product is annotated as organic cation/carnitine transporter 3-like. Gene Ontology annotation, cellular component: membrane. Gene Ontology annotation, molecular function: transmembrane transporter activity. Gene Ontology annotation, biological process: transmembrane transport. The coding region runs from base 1 to 1569 and encodes 522 amino acids. NCBI's taxonomy places the organism in Eukaryota, Viridiplantae, Streptophyta, Magnoliopsida, Caryophyllales, Amaranthaceae. The transcript is spliced from 2 exons. The record is from RefSeq and is a predicted model, not a curated record.
AUGGCCGAACAAGACUACCAGAGUGACAAAGAUAAGGUGGCACCACUGUCUGCAGAAGAGGGGAUCAAGGGGAGUCAGAUUCCUGACAUAGACGAACAAGAUGAUGGGAGUGACUCAAAGAAGAAGGCACCACUAUCUGUGGAAGAGGUGAUCGAGGGAAGUCUUGGACGGAUGAAUUGCAGUCAGAUGGUGCAAGCCUUCCUUGCAUCAGUUCUUCCAAUGUUUGACAACCAACAGACAUUUAUCAGUGUCUUCACAGAUGCUCAAUCAAAAUGGCAUUGCAUCAGUGAUAUUCGAAUAGGUAGUAGUUGCACCAGCAGCUCUAACAUCUGUAAUCUUUCGAAGAGUGAGUGGGCUUGGACUGGGAAUAAGCAUAACACAAUCAUAUCACACUGGGAUCUCCAAUGUGCCAGCUCUUUCAUUAAGGGUUUGCCUGCAACUUCCUUCUUCAUGGGUUGCUUGUUGGGUGGAUAUGUUCUUGCCUCCCUUGGUGAUUCAUCGCUUGGGCGAAAGAACCUUCUCUGUCUCUCUUGCUUGGUUAUGUCACUAGCUUCAUUUGCCUCAGCCUUUUCUCCUAACAUCUGGGUUUACUCUGUACUCCGCUUCAUUGCUGGUGUUGGUCGUGUCUCCAUUACCAUUUCUUCUUUUUGUCCUUCUGUCGGAGAGGGUUGGCAAGCGGUGGAGAGGACAAAUUGUAAUGAUUGGUUUCCUCUCCUUAACAAUGGGAUUGUUAUCCUUGUCGGCUUUAGCUUACCUGACUCGAAAUUCCUCAUGGAGCACCCUUUAUCUAUGUGGCUCUUCAUGAUGGGACGUCCAAUGGAAGCCGUAAAUGUGCUGAAAAGUAUUGGCUCCCUGGAUGAUCAUAUCAGCUCUAUGUUACCAAACAUUCUAGAAUUCAAUCAAGGUAUUCCUAGCAAUAACGGGAAAAAUCCUUUUUCUUCAAUGAAGAUUUUAGUCAAGAGAAAAUGGGCUAUUCGAAGGUUGAUAGUAACUAUGGUACUUAGUUUCGGUGUUGGAAUGAUGUAUUUUGGUAUGUUGUUGGGUGUCGGAGGCUUGGGUCUCAACAUCUACUUGAGCUCAACAUUCAAUGCCCUACUAUUCCUUUCAUCAUGCCUGCUAACAUUCCUCUUCUGGAUCCCAAGAUGCAACAGGAGGAGUUCAGUGCUAGGAUUCUGUACGAUUAGUGGCGCUGCCGGUAUAAUACCCAUCACAUUCGGCCACCAUCACAAAGGUAUACAUGUGGGAUUGGAACUGAUAGCUCUGUUUUGUGCUUGUAUGGUGUUUAAUAUCUUGUUCAUGUAUGUGGUGGAGCUGUUUCCAACAUGCAUCAGGAACACAGCAGCCUCACUGUCGCGGCAAGCACUGCUCUUGGCGUCUGUAUUUGUCCCGGUGUUGGUAGUCAUAGGGAGGAGUAAUCAACUCUUCUCUCAUGCAGUCUUUGGUGUGACCAUUCUUCUUUGCGGCCUUUUGGUCAUUUCUUUGCCCGAAACAAAGGGUAAGGUGCUAUGUGAUGGCAUGGAAGAGCAGGAAGCCCAAGACAAGGAUGCUGCUUGCGUGCCAAAGUUAUGA